Papaver somniferum (opium poppy) is the source of this 1497-nucleotide messenger RNA. RefSeq lists its product as uncharacterized. Bases 461 to 1192 code for a protein of 243 amino acids. The transcript has a single exon. Gene Ontology annotation, cellular component: plasma membrane. The record is from RefSeq and is a predicted model, not a curated record. Lineage: Eukaryota; Viridiplantae; Streptophyta; Magnoliopsida; Ranunculales; Papaveraceae.
UAAAAUGAAAAGGUUUAUAUGUGGCCCGACCACAUCGUAGCCGUGGCGGACUUCCAGUCCCACCUUAAGAUAAAUAAAGAAAUAUCACUCCCCAGGCAUGGCCACUGACCAGCAUCGGCAUGUGUAGUUGGUUCUAUAUUGAAAGACUUCCAACAGUUUCGAAAUGCCAAAAGCAAAGCAAUUCAAACCCAACUUUCACUUUCUCUUCCGCUUCUGCUACCGCUUCAUAUUUCGAACUUAUUUAACCACUUUUUCCCAAUCUCAAAAUGAAACUUGGUGAUUGGUUGGUCCCAUUACUUCCCUCUUUCCCAAACAAAAGCUUCUUUCUUUCUCUUUUUACUUGCCUUUUAGGCCCACUUUGUUUCUAUUGAUCCUUCUUUUAACUCAUUUGAAAAUUACAUAUUUCAUAGCCUCAUUCCUUGCUUCAGAGGUUUUUCUACAUAACUUCACUUCUUCUAAGAUGCUUCCCCUUCCUCCCGCUCACAAGCAAAGCAAACCCUCUGCUCUUAAUCAAAUUAUCCUAUCUAAAGAGACCAUGAGUUAUCCUCACCCCCACCAACAACGAAUUCCAGUUUCAGAGCCCAAUGUCAGGAAAUCACAUAAACCUAUCUUACUCCGACCGCGGCGUACCAAUCCAAUCAUCUGGUGUGGUGCUUUUUUAUGCAUCAUUUUUAGUAUCAUCCUAAUUGUGACUGGAAUUGCCAUCUUGAUCAUCUUCCUUGCUGUGAAACCAAAACACCCAUUGUUUGACGCCACUGCAGUAAGCCUGAACAGCAUUUACCUCGAUUCGCCGGAGUAUUUCAACGGUGACUUCACCUUCCUAGCCAACUUCUCGAAUCCAAACAGGAAAAUUGAUAUAAGGUUUGAAUACUUGGACAUAGAGCUGUACUUCCAUGACAGGCUUCUUGCAACUCGAUCUCUGAAACCUUUCACUCAAAGAAAAGGAGAAGCGAGACUGGAGGCGAUUCACAUGAUAUCAAGUGAGGUUUACCUGCCUCUGAAUUUAUCCACAGAGCUGAGAAACCAAGUCCAGACAAACAGAGUUCAGUAUAACAUUAGAGGGACAUUCCGAGUUAGAGCUAGUUUGGGUCUCACCCAUUUUUCUUACUGGUUACACGGAAGAUGCCUGCUUGAGAUGACUGGACCUCCAACUGGUGUUCUUAUUGCUCGUAGUUGCAGAACGAAGAGAUGAUAUGGUACAGAUUAUGUUCUUGUUUCUUCUAAUUGAUCAUAUAUUCUUCUUCUCUUUCAUCUUUGGGGAUUUAAACAUGAUAACAUGAAAGAAUUCGCACAUUACAUGCAGGCCGAAACCUUGUAGAGAAGAUUGUUAAUUUCAUAUAUCAUAUGGGUUCUGAUAAUCAAGUGGCAAGAGGGUCUUUUAAACCAUACUUUCAACAUAACAGCUAAUGAUAGAUAUUCAGUUUCUUCUUGUAUUUGAUUUACAAUAUUGUUAAUGAUCCAAUGUGAAACAUCCAAGAAACACCAACUAGUCCAACA